AUGCGACGAGUUGAGAACUCAUUGCUGCUCGUCGCGGUGAACGGCGACUGGGCAUCUGUUAGUCCGGCGGGGGUUCAACAGAGGACGUUGGUUGUUCUGGUGGUCCGACGAGGGUCGUCGAUUUUAAUGUCCUGGGCGACGACGAUAGUGGAGGAAAGCGGCGGCGGUGGGAGCGGAAGAAAGGGGCGGCAACGAGAGUGGAUAAACGGGCGACGGACGAUGGCGAUGGUGGUGGCGGGCGAAUUUUCCGAUGAUGAUGUCGAAAAGCAGCGGGUGAACAUAGUCGUCGGCGAUGGUUUAGCGAAGGCUGCAUCCGUAGAUGAAUCCCAGGACUUGGUUGAGAAAACUAUUGAUUUGGUGGUCGUGGACUGCGCCAAUAAGGGUGAGCCUCAACUGGAGAGAAGUUCAACUUCCCAUGAAGAGUGCAGAGUAUGCCAAGAGGAAAAUGAAGAAGCCUUGAUCAAUCUUGGAUGUCAGUGUCGAGGCGGUCUCGCAAAAGCACACCAGUCUUGUAUAAUCAAAUGGUUUGGCACUCGAGGUUCAAAUAAAUGUGAGAUAUGCCAACAAAUUGCUUCGAAUGUUGCACCUCCUGAUUCCCAG
Molecule: messenger RNA, 600 nt
Organism: Striga hermonthica
Lineage: Eukaryota; Viridiplantae; Streptophyta; Magnoliopsida; Lamiales; Orobanchaceae
Source: the annotation of a GenBank genome assembly